This is a messenger RNA of Manihot esculenta (cassava), 2521 nucleotides long. RefSeq names its product NAC domain-containing protein 62-like. Gene Ontology annotation, molecular function: DNA binding. Gene Ontology annotation, biological process: regulation of DNA-templated transcription. The transcript is spliced from 5 exons. NCBI's taxonomy places the organism in Eukaryota, Viridiplantae, Streptophyta, Magnoliopsida, Malpighiales, Euphorbiaceae. Bases 298 to 1875 code for a protein of 525 amino acids. The record is from RefSeq and is a predicted model, not a curated record.
CUACUUCUCAGAGAGGUGGUACUACGAUCACACGACCAAUGGGCGAUGACUCGGGGCGUAUACUGUCGGAGUCUAAGUCAAUGUCAAUUUCUUUCCAUCUGAUUCUGUUCUGCCUACUAAAACCAUUGUUCUUUCAGUGAAACCUUCACAUUUCCCCCUUCUCCAUAGUUAGCAUUUCCUCUGUACCUCUUCUUCUUCUUCUUCCUCUUCUCCUCCUUUGCAAUUACCAGAUCUUUGAUAUCCUCCUUUUUCUGUUUCAGCUAAGAGGAAUCAAUCAUGUGAGACGUCUCCUCCGAUAUGGCAGGUCCAAUGCAGUCAGCGCCACCAAACUUACCGGUUGGGUGGAGAUUCCACCCAACCGAUUUUGAACUGCUUGACCCUUAUUUGAAGAACAAGAGGCUUGGUCAUCUUGCCCACUGCUUCUACAUCGGAGAGUUUGAGCUAUGCAAUUUUAAUCCUUCAGACCUCUUACCUGAAUCGUCCGAUGAAGAGUGCUAUUUCUUCUGUCGACCUGAGCAUUACUUAGAAAAUGGACGGCGCAAAACGAAAAGGAAAGCGAGGACUGGAUUCUGGAAAGGCACAGGCAAGACUAUCUCAGUCACAAAUAAAGAUGAUAAUGAGGAGAUUGGAACAAGAAAAAUACUCGUUUACCAUGAUCCUAAUCGGACUAAAUGGGUCAUACACGAGUAUGCUUUCACUGCAAAACUCAACUUGCCCUUUAAGGGAGACUUCGUUCUUUGUAAAUUACAUGUAAACAAGAAGCAAACAGGCAAUAAGAAGUCGACGAAGAUUCAACCAAGUUCGAAGAAUAAAAAGGCAAAUCAAAAGUUAAAGGAUAUAAAGCUAGGUUGCAAGAAAGGUAAACCAAGUAAGAAGGCAAGAAUGGAUUUAUCCGAUUGCAAUGCAGCUUCAGCUUCUACUUUUGAAAAUCAAAAUUUAAUGACUAGUUCAGCCUAUGGUGAAGGUGAACCACACAAUCAUAUGACCUCUGAUUGUGAAAAUCAGAAUCCAAAUAAGAUGGUUGCAAUUCCAACCCAUGAGGUAGGUGAUUUUGGCUAUCAAAAGGAUUCUAAUUUCUCAUAUGGAAACCCAUAUGAUAUGUCUGCUUUCUCAACCUACAACAAAGGUCAAGAAUCUUUAUCAAUGACUCAAACUCCAUAUGGCAUACAUAAUGUUUCAACCUGUAACAAAGUUGAAACAAGUUGUCUAUUAGCUUCUCAUUUGGAAUAUCAAAAUCCAAAUGAGAUUAGUAUUAUUUCAUCAAACGAGAAGUGUACACCAGUUUGCCAAUGGGCUUCUGGUGUUGAAGAUCAACAUCCAUAUGAGAUAACUACUGUUUCAGCAGAUAACAAAGAUGAAACGAGUAGUCUUAUGGAUUUUCAAUUUGAAACUCAAAACCCAUUAAAGAUGAAUUUUAAAUCAUCUUAUGAUAAUGGUAUACCAACUAACCCUGGUAUUUUGGAUUUUGGAAGUCAAAAUCCCAGCAUGAAUUCCAAUAUAUCAGUCUCUGAAGAAGGUGAAAGGAAUCACCUCAUAGGAGUACCUUCUUAUUUUGAAAAUCAAAAUCAAUAUGAGAAUACUGAUAAUUCAAUUCCCGGAAAUUAUUGGAGUACCUGCAUUGCUUCUUAUAUUCAAGAUACUACCUUUCAAGAUGUGGAAUUUCAACAUAACACCCAAGACAUGUCAAUCUUUGAAGGACAUAUGAUCAAUCACUCGCUGGAUAGUCUGUUAGGAGAAUAUUCAUUUUCCGAGAAUGAGAUAUUUACACGUGAUGAACAAGAAGACACUGGUUGCUCUGCACUGCAACAGCCUAUUCACAACAAAGAGAACCCUUGUCACAGUGGCUUCGGUACCUCUGUGUCUACUUCCACGUGAAACGUUCCUAUUCAGUUCAUUAUUGGGAACUAGAGAACAUUAAUAUUACAACUGGAGUCUCAGUAUGUUAUGUAGACAGGUAAAGAGGGUAGACUAUAUUCCUCUGCUGCAUCAAAUGCGUCGUAAAGAAAAUAAGACAACUAUUGAAGGAACCAAAUAGCUCUAGUUGUGUUUGGUUCCCUGUAUUAAACUAUCAAUGGUUGAUAGACAUUACCAUUGAUUGGCCCAAUGAUACACGUGCCAAGUUAGAGUUGGUUUAGCUCCAUCUUCAAGCUUAUAUCCUUUAUAUAUAGGCUUUCUACUAAAAUUCUGCAGAUGUAUGAUUACAAAGAUGCCUCUCUUAUAGAAAGAGAGGCAACUCUUGUCCCAGAGUUAUGACGACUACUGUUGUGUUCUGAUGUGAAUUGUAUCAAGAACUAGCAGCUCGUAUUUUCUCGAUAUGUACCUCUGAAUCUAAAUCAUUAUGUGAUAGAUCAAGCAGCCCUUUUCUUAUGCAUGCUGGAGCAAAUUAUUGAAUUGCUAAUGCUUGCAUGUGGGUCCCAGGAUUCUUGUGAUCAUGUUUAGAUGGCUAAGAAUGAUUUACUUCCUCGUGAAUCUAGUCUAUCCAAUCUGUGAUAGCAUCAGGUAUGUAAAUUUUCUUUUUCCA